AUGGCCAUAUUGGUCACCUGGCUCUCAACUCCAGGAAAUUACGAGCGAUGGUUGAGCACCCCCAUCUCCAGAAAUCAACGAGAAGAAUUCUGCACAGAAAUAGUUGAGAUCAUGCAACAGCAUGGUAUCCACCACCGCAAUCCAAUUGGUAUCAAUAACCGGAUCCAAGUGAUCCGAAGAUCGUACAACACUGCCCGUGACUUUGUCAAUCAUGUCACCCGAGCCGGUGAGGAGGUUUAUCCUAUUGUCUUUGGUGUGUGA
Puccinia graminis f. sp. tritici CRL 75-36-700-3 is the source of this 261-nucleotide messenger RNA. RefSeq lists its product as uncharacterized. NCBI's taxonomy places the organism in Eukaryota, Fungi, Basidiomycota, Pucciniomycetes, Pucciniales, Pucciniaceae. The record is from RefSeq and is a predicted model, not a curated record. The transcript has 2 exons. Bases 1 to 261 code for a protein of 86 amino acids.